CCUGAAGUUCAGUUCUUGACGGUGUAGCGUCGACUAAACAUCUAAAACAUUCUUUUCUUGAAAAACGUUGAAAAAACCCCAGUCAUUUAGAUCAAUUAUUCGAUAUGCUUCUCUUGUCGUGGUAAACGCGUCGACCUUAAUCAAUUGGAAAUUGAUGGUCGUCAAAAGUCUAAAAGUGAUUACCUGCCGAUUCUAGCCCAGUUUCCAACAUUAUAAUCAACAAAUACUUUUAAAGUUUCAGAUAUGGCAAUUUCUCUCUACUUGACGUUCUUCAGUUUAAUUUGUCUCCUGAGUCUGGCCAACAGUGAGCUAAGCUCGUGUCAAGGUUCCGGCUUAAAAUAUCUCAACGGUGACGCUCUGUCGGGAAUGACCUCAUGUAUGGGACCAGAAAACAUACCCUAUCCUACGGCUGCCAUCGCACGUAUGUUUAAAUCGGAUCGACAAGGCCGGGCAUCACGUCUUGUUGAUCCAGCGGAAACGCAACGGACGUUGCUCAAAUUUCACGAGGCUGCCAACUACGGAGACUCGAGCCAGGUGCUACAUCGCCAAGAAAGGAACGUGUUUGAUCUGCCACAAUCGCAGUUCCGGGCCAGCACUGGAUGUUCGGCACCGGGCGGUCGUCUCUGUAAAACGCGGUACAACACAACAGCCCCGUUAUACGGUGUUUCAUUGACUUCCGGCCAGCCAGUCACCAUCGUCCAAAAAUUUCCAGAUCUUCUGCAGCAAGUCAUUUUUGAGGUUUGCGAUUCGGCCGAGUGUGACGUCGUGCACGGUGAGUGCGUUCAAACUUACGUCCCCUAUUUGUUCCUGGUUAUCCCGCUAGGUCCGGUGACGCUAACCGGACAAGAUUACGUCCUGGUGGAAAACGGCUGCGUCUGUCGUCCAAAGUACGCUCGCCCUGUUGGCCAGCAGGAAUCCUCACUGUCUGAAGUCCUCCCCGGUUUGAAUUGAUAAUGUAGUACGUAGCCUAUCUCGUCUUCAUGGAUGAAACAAUAACAUCCCUGAAAAAGAACAGAAUAAAUCCAUCCGUGAUGGAAUUUUUCUUUUAAAAAAAAAUUUAUAACGACAGCGUUGCGCAGUGUUGGAGACAACGAACUCCGCCGCGCCGAAAUUUCAAUUUUUACUAUUUAUCAUUCCCCGCACGUCUCAAACAAAAAGAACGACAAAAACAAUCCAGUUCAAGCGUGUUCUCCAUUCCUCUAUCUACUAGAAACACAACCGUAAUGCUAAAAAAAAGUUGUACAUAAUAAUGAAAACUAAAAUAAAAAAUCUUUGUUGUU
This is a messenger RNA of Daphnia pulicaria, 1280 nucleotides long. RefSeq lists its product as uncharacterized. The coding region runs from base 244 to 951 and encodes 235 amino acids. The record is from RefSeq and is a predicted model, not a curated record. NCBI's taxonomy places the organism in Eukaryota, Metazoa, Arthropoda, Branchiopoda, Diplostraca, Daphniidae. The transcript has 5 exons.